Aureobasidium namibiae CBS 147.97 is the source of this 2295-nucleotide messenger RNA. Its product is annotated as Mak10-domain-containing protein. The record is from RefSeq and is a predicted model, not a curated record. Bases 1 to 2295 code for a protein of 764 amino acids. The transcript is spliced from 5 exons. Lineage: Eukaryota; Fungi; Ascomycota; Dothideomycetes; Dothideales; Saccotheciaceae. Gene Ontology annotation, biological process: N-terminal peptidyl-methionine acetylation. Gene Ontology annotation, cellular component: NatC complex.
AUGCAACCAGAUCUGACGCGUCUAAAUCUGGGAACUGGUGCUGUCCAGCCUGCCAUGUCUUCGAUACACAACGGAGGCGUCACACGAUCAUCUCAAUAUGUGCCGCGACAAAUGACGGUCAGAGAUAUCACUAAGGAGUUUUCAGAUGCUUCUGCAGAAUUGCAGCAGGGACAAUUGGUCAAGGAUGACUUCUUUACGCUCUUUGAGGCUGUCGGCGCGCUCGAGAUCAUGGAUCCCAAAAUGGACAGCGGGUUGUUGAUACCAGACAAGGAUGCUGCGGUAGACAAUUUCGACCCACUGCAAAACAUGCUGCCUGAGGAGAUGAUUGGCAUCAUGGACCAAUUGCUCUCUUUCGAAAUGGCCUGGCACCAAGGAUACGCCCUUUCUCAGACAUUGUUCACCUCCCUUCACAUGUACUCUCUGCUCACGCCAUACUAUCGACCGCUCAAUGCUGUUCUGUUUGGCCGAAAGAGAACGAGUCCCGAGAACCCGCAUCCACUGAUCAGCAGCGUCCUUCGAGCAUUCUGUCUCGGUAUCAUCAAGUCUUGUGAUGCUGUCAUCCAGGAGAUCACCUCUGAGCACUACUACGAGGAAGAGGAUUUUGUCACUCAGACUUUUACUCAGUACAUGUUGAAUGAUGUCAACAAUGAGGAAGUCAUUACAGAGCUGCACGGCGCCUUGGUCAUCCUGGAUGCGCAGAAGUUGUCUGAAGAUGUAAAGCAUGCACUUGAGCAGCGUUUGCUGUUGCGGGUUCAUCUCCUCGAGGCUCUGGAGCCGUUGAGCCAUGUUGAGGUGGUCGACAAGACUGACAUGUGGAAGGCAGUACUCGACUCUCUGGAGAAAGUGAAUGACACCGGCAAGCUGGGUAAGGCAAGACCUGACCUGUUCUCUGAACGAGUACAGAGACAUCUGGCCAGCAACACACCUCCUACUCCUAUGAUCAAGACGAGCUGGGAGGAGGCGUAUCCUCGCUUCAAAAGACUGGCCGAGGACAACAUUGAAGCCCACCGAUUUGCUAGUAUCGAAGAUCCCAGCCCCUUGAAUGUGACUCGUUUCGCAUGGGACUUCUCCAAUCGCAAUCCUCAACCUUCUACUUACUCACGAUCUGUAAUGCAAGGCCUACUCUUCAAAGGCCAAAAAUUACUCGCCCAGACUCCUCACCUCUCUCUUCUCCUCGAAGACAUACGUAGUCUCUCCAUGUCCGGAGACCCCCUUCUCAGCCCAUCAAACUGGGAGGUCGAACUGCCAACAGAUCACCGCUUCCUAUCUUCCCGCAUCAUCGACGAAUUCAUGGCCAAAGCACUGGAUGAGUACAUCAACAUCCCACGCAUGAUACUCCAGAACCGCUGUCGCAUGAGACGAACCUUCUGCCAAAGCGUUUCCGUACUAGAUGGCCUGCAAGCCGAAGCCGAAAAUGCAGAUGCCGAACUCCACUCUUUGUUCCCUGCUGCUGCCGCGUCGCCGCUAGAGACUUUUUAUCCUUUGGCUGCUUGGGCAUAUUUCCACAAGCUGAGGGUCAUGGAGUGGAGUUUGCAGCUUGGCUUUGAGCUUGAUGUGUAUCAAGAUCAGGAAAUGGCUUAUUUGUAUCGCUUUCUGGGGUUUGUGGCUGCGACAAGAGCAGAGCAUUUGCAACAUAUUGAUCUUUAUCUGCACUUGAGGCAGAGAAAGUAUAGGAAGCAAGGGAAUGCUGUCAUGGCUGAGCAAGUUGCUUCGUCACAGGCUUCUAUCGCUUUCCUCACUGCCAAUGCGACGUGCAUUGCGGAGUUUGCGAGUGCGUUGGCGUCACUUUACGCUUUGCUGUACAGUCUGCAUCUCAUCAAGCAUUUGGACGAUGGAGAGGUCUACUCUACGUCCGCUCUUCGCCAUGAGCUUCGCAUGAAACCGUAUCUCCCCAUCGGCACACCCACCCUGCCUUCGUCAGAAGAUAUGGAAGCAUCGACCCUGCUCUCUCCCGACGCAACCUUCUCUGCCAUCAUUACCACCAUCUCCUCCCGUUUAGCUGCCGCCAAAACAGCGCUCUCAGCAUGGAAGUCCACAGAUGCCGCAACCGGAAACUACCGCGGUUGUGAAAAGGCAUUUAAGCAGGAAGUGCAAGGUGUGUUGGGUAGUAUCGUUGCUACGGGCAUUGUGGUUUCUUUGUUGAAGAAGACGGUUGAAGAGUGUGGGUUUAGAGCUGUGAGAGAUGUAGAGGGGCGAGAGGAGGAAGUGAAGAAGAAGGUGAAGGUGGAGGUUGUGGGAGAGAAGAGGUACUCGGGUUUCUGGGCUGUUCCGAAGGUUGUUGGUGUGACGAAUUAG